This is a messenger RNA of Papaver somniferum (opium poppy), 3208 nucleotides long. Its product is annotated as 1,4-alpha-glucan-branching enzyme 2-2, chloroplastic/amyloplastic-like. The record is from RefSeq and is a predicted model, not a curated record. The coding region runs from base 189 to 2723 and encodes 844 amino acids. Lineage: Eukaryota; Viridiplantae; Streptophyta; Magnoliopsida; Ranunculales; Papaveraceae. Gene Ontology annotation, cellular component: cytoplasm. Gene Ontology annotation, biological process: starch metabolic process. The transcript has 23 exons. Gene Ontology annotation, molecular function: 1,4-alpha-glucan branching enzyme activity; cation binding; hydrolase activity, hydrolyzing O-glycosyl compounds.
ACUCUCUAUCGCAGUAUUAGCAGAGUAGUUAGUUCUACUUCUGAGUCUACAGUCCACCCAACACUGUUUUCACGGUUGGAUCCUCACGGAUCCCUUGGCAUUUACUGGAACUAAGAAAACUAUCUUCUCUCCUCUCCUAGAUCUCUCUUUCUUUCACUCUUCUGGUUCACUCUGGCAACCCUAGAAAAAUGUCUUACGCUCUCUCUUGUAUUCGUCUUCCUAAUGUAAUUCAACUUCCUAAUACUUCUACUAGUCGAUCAAGUUUUCAUGGUGGGGAUCGUCGGAGUUCCAAUCUAUCUCUUAUAUUAAAAAAUGACUCAAUUCCCACUAGAAAAAUUUGUGCCGGAAAGUCUCCUUUUGAUUCAGAAUCUUCAUCUGUAGCUGUCACCUCCUCUGAGAAAGUCCUUGUUCCUGGUGGGAAGGCCGAUGAUUCCUCGUCCUCCAGAGAUUCAGUUGAAACUUCUGAAGCUUUAUUAGAAGAAUCCCAGAUAUUACAAGAAGUAGCUGGUCUAUCCAUGGAGGAUGGUGGGGAUUCUUUGAAUGAAGAUGAUUUAGUUUCAUCCCAACUUGUAAGGGAUGGUGCGGUUGAAAGUGCGGAAGCUUCUGUUUGCUUGUAUACUGCAGAAAGUAACACAUUAAAUGUAGUAGGAUUCAUUCCUCCGCCUGGAACUGGGCAAAAGAUAUACGACAUAGAUCCAUUUUUGAAAACGCAUCGAGAACAUCUUGAUUAUCGCUAUUCACAAUACAAAAAAAUGCGAGAGAUGAUAGAUAAGUAUGAAGGUGGUUUGGAUGCGUUUUCGCGUGGCUAUGAAAAGCUCGGAUUCAACCGCAGUGCCGAAGGUAUAACUUAUAGGGAGUGGGCACCCGGAGCCAAGUCAGCCGCACUCAUAGGAGAUUUUAAUAAUUGGAACCCGAACGCGGACGUUAUGGCCCAGAAUGAAUUUGGUGUUUGGGAGCUAUUUUUGCCAAACAAUGCAGACGGAUCAGCCCCAAUUCCUCAUGGAUCCCGAGUGAAGAUCCGCAUGGACACCCCAUCAGGCAUUAAGGAUUCAAUUCCUGCUUGGAUAAAGUUCUCCGUACAAGCUCCAGGUGAAAUUCCAUACGAUGGCAUACACUACGAUCCUCCUGAAGAGGAAAAAUAUGUGUUUCAACACCCUAAGCCUAAAAAACCGGAAUCACUUAGAAUUUAUGAGGCACAUGUUGGAAUGAGUAGCACGGAACCAAGGAUAAAUUCUUAUGCGAACUUUAGAGAUGAGGUUCUUCCUCGCAUCAAAAAACUUGGAUACAAUGCUGUUCAACUUAUGGCCAUACAGGAGCAUUCAUACUAUGCUAGUUUCGGAUACCACGUCACCAACUUUUUUGCACCUAGCAGUCGUUGUGGAACUCCGGAUGAUCUCAAAUCUUUGGUAGACAAAGCUCAUGAGCUAGGUCUGGUUGUCCUCAUGGAUAUUGUGCACAGCCACGCAUCAAACAACGUACUGGAUGGACUGAACAUGUUUGAUGGGACUGACAGUCACUAUUUCCACUCUGGAUCACGAGGUUAUCAUUGGAUGUGGGAUUCUCGCCUUUUCAAUUAUGGAAGUUGGGAAGUACUGAGAUAUCUCCUUUCUAAUGCAAGAUGGUGGUUGGAUGAGUACAAGUUUGAUGGGUUCAGAUUUGAUGGGGUGACUUCGAUGAUGUACACUCACCAUGGGUUGCAGGUGGGAUUCACUGGAAACUAUAAUGAGUAUUUCGGGUUAGCAACUGACGUGGAUGCUGUGGUUUAUUUGAUGCUGGUAAAUGAUCUAGUUCAUGGGCUUUUUCCUGAGGCUAUCACUGUUGGAGAAGAUGUGAGUGGAAUGCCAACAUUUUGUAUACCUGUUAAAGAUGGCGGUGUAGGGUUUGAUUAUCGACUGCAUAUGGCUGUUGCUGAUAAAUGGAUUGAAAUUCUUCAGAAAAGAGACGAGGAUUGGCAAAUGGGUGAUAUUAUUUACACACUUACAAAUAGAAGAUGGUCAGAGAAAUGUGUUUGCUAUGCUGAAAGUCAUGACCAAGCUCUCGUCGGUGACAAAACUAUUGCAUUCUGGUUAAUGGACAAGGAUAUGUAUGACUUCAUGGCUUUAGAUAGACCUGCCACUCCAGUUGUGGAUCGUGGGAUCGCAUUACACAAAAUGAUCCGGCUAAUCACCAUGGGAUUAGGUGGAGAAGGAUAUCUGAAUUUCAUGGGAAAUGAAUUUGGACAUCCAGAAUGGAUAGAUUUUCCUAGGGGCGAGCAGCAUCUACCCGAUGGAAGGGUUAUCGCUGGGAACAACAACAGUUUUGACAAGUGCCGUCGGAGGUUUGACCUAGCAGACGCAGAUUAUCUGAGAUAUCAUGGCCUGCAAGAGUUUGAUCGGGCAAUGCAACAUCUCGAGGAGACAUAUAGUUUCAUGACUUCAAAACACCAAUAUAUAUCACGGAAAGAUGAAGGAGACAGGGUAAUAACCUUUGAGCGUGGAAACCUGGUUUUUGUUUUCAACUUUCAUUGGAGUAAUAGCUAUUCAGACUAUCGAAUAGGUUGCUUAAAGCCAGGAAAAUACGUGGUGGCUUUAGAUUCAGACGAUAAAGAAUAUGGUGGCUUUGAUAGAAUUGAUCACAACGUGGAGUACUUCAGCAAUGAGGGUUGGUUUGACAACAGGCCCAACUCGUUUCUGGUAUAUGCACCAUGUAGAACAGCAGUUGUCUAUGCUCUGGUCGAGGACUGAAUCAAGAUUAGUUAUGCUGUAGAGGAUGCUCAGUAAAUGCUACUUAUAUGCGUGCUGGCAAUCUUAGGGGUGUAAUUCCUCUGGGAGAAGAAACUUGCUUUAUCAUGUUUUGAGUACCACUUUGAACCUUGGUUGUGUAUCACUUGCUAUUUAUUGUAGAUAUUUUGUGCCACGGUUGGCUGGUUUUGGUCCAUCUCAGAGAUGUAAAAAGUGCAGAGGACAUGGAGAAAAAAGAAAGAAAGCGCUGCCACACGUGCGGCAUGCUGCUGCUGAUGAGCAAAUUGAUCCCCCCACUUUCUUCAUUUGAAGCUUUUUACCCGACUGUAAUGUGAAAAGGUUCCUGCCUAAUUUCCAGAGAAAUAAAUUAUGUUAUGUGUAAUGGAUGAUUCUGUCACACCUCCAACUUAUUUGUUUGGUGUUUACUGUAUAGCAUGGUGCUUAUCCGCAUGGGAUUUUUCGUAUAAUAAUCCAAUAAUAUCAGGUUA